CCAGUCCACAGCAGCUGCCUGAACCAUGAAGCUGCUAACAGUCCUCAUGUUGACUGCCCUGCCCCUGUGCUGCUAUGCAGGGGUUGGCUGCGAUAUUAUGGAUGAUGUGAUCAGUAUGACCAUUGAUCCUGAUGUGGAUGUGACUGAAUACAUCAAUAACUUGCAAGAGUUCAUACCAGGUGAAGAAACUGAAAAUGCCCUCACAGCCAUGAAGCAAUGCUUUCUCGAUCAGAGUGAAGAAACUCUGGACAAGGUCGAUGAUCUGAAGCAACAAAUAUACAGUAGCUUUUGGUGUGCUCGGUACUAA
Messenger RNA from Artibeus jamaicensis (Jamaican fruit-eating bat), 307 nucleotides. RefSeq names its product mammaglobin-A-like. Gene Ontology annotation, biological process: androgen receptor signaling pathway. The record is from RefSeq and is a predicted model, not a curated record. NCBI's taxonomy places the organism in Eukaryota, Metazoa, Chordata, Mammalia, Chiroptera, Phyllostomidae. The transcript has 3 exons. Bases 26 to 307 code for a protein of 93 amino acids.